UUUUCUCGUUUAUUUUGGCAGCUUAAGGAAAACAGAAAAUUAAUAGUCGUAGGGUUCAGCUUUUCAGCAUGGAUACGCUGCUCCAGAGGAUUUCGGAGUUAUUUAACCACUUUACUUCACCCAUUGAAGCGGUGGUAUACAGUCCUAAAGAUGUAGAGAACGCAGAAGAAACACAAGCCUCUGCAAACCAAAUUCCAGAAGCUUCGAAUCAGGAAACUGGGAAGCCGGAUGAUCGCCCUUCACGUGGAGCCACUGAACCCCUAACCUCUGGUGAUAUUCCAACCCCAGAUGUCAGGUUGCAAAAGUUCAGGGAACAAAGAACUCCUCCCAUAAACUACGAGCUGGAGUUUGUUAACUUCCUGGAUCGCAACGCUCCCCAGGGUUUAUCGAAAAAGAUAAUGGAUAUAAUGCCCUAUCUGGAAGUCAGUUUUUUAUCCUGGCCAGCUUUUUGGAUUUGGCGCGGCUACAACUGGCAGUCUAAACGGAAAACGGAGAGAAUUGGAUUUUACAUACAAAAGACCUAUCAACAGGCCAAGCUAAUGCAGUUGGCCAUCUUAGCCACUGGUUUAUUUACGAUAUCAAUGGGUCGACCUGCCGGCUUGCCAAUAGAAAUGCACACAGUGCACAACAAUCUGGAGGAAACAGCUGACAUCGGGGACUCCACUUAGUUCAGAUGGGCAUCCAAAAUUAUUACGGCAAUCUGAAGGAGAAGUUAUUGAGGCUCACGAGAAAGGAGGAACCCGCCAAGGAAAUAGCCCACCCACCUCGGUUGCAUAAUCUUGGCGAGGAAAUACGUAUAUUGGUGCACUCGCCAUCCUUUGAAAAAGCCUACAGUACUGCAGCACCAUUUCUUUUCGCCAAUUUGGGGGCGUGGCCGGGCUAUUGGCUGUUCAGAGGAAUGGAUUAUCAUGUUCAUCGAUCGCACAUUCCGCUGCCCAUCUAUAUAAGACAAACAUACUAUCAAGCGAAAAUGGUGCAGCUUUUCAUUAUCUUAGCCGGUACUUAUACGGUUUUCAGAAACACCAAUCGCUUACGACUGAUGAAUGCAAAUAGAGUGACGAAGUCUUAAAGCCUUCAAAAAUCAUGCAAUGGAUGCCCAAAAAACCAACGUCUUACAAAAUACGGAAGCAGACCAUUUGAAAGCUGAACUUUUAAUUUAACAAUCGCAAUAAAAACUCAAAAAUAAAUUUCAAAAUCAUUUCCU
Messenger RNA from Drosophila erecta, 1204 nucleotides. RefSeq lists its product as uncharacterized. The record is from RefSeq and is a predicted model, not a curated record. The coding region runs from base 69 to 668 and encodes 199 amino acids. The transcript is spliced from 4 exons. Lineage: Eukaryota; Metazoa; Arthropoda; Insecta; Diptera; Drosophilidae.